AUGUUUAUCUGGGGUCUGGUAAUAUCGGCCUAUCUCUUUACCCAACAAGAUAGCGAGCGUCGAGUUAGGGACUCAGGUCAAGCCCAAAGCAUUAGCAGGACAGAUACUCCAGUGAUACCAUCUAUGAGAGAUCACAAUCGAAAAUCGAAGCGCUUAGUAGCAUCCACGCAGGUCAAGCGAUGUCUUCUAACGCAAGAACUCUCCUCAGAAGCUUCAGUGUCAUCAUGCUAUCUAUUGAAUCAACGCUUGUGGAAUAGUGAGCUGGUGAGGUCAACAGAGCAUCGAUUUGGCGAUUGCUCUGACUGA
Heterobasidion irregulare TC 32-1 is the source of this 306-nucleotide messenger RNA. RefSeq lists its product as uncharacterized. The record is from RefSeq and is a predicted model, not a curated record. NCBI's taxonomy places the organism in Eukaryota, Fungi, Basidiomycota, Agaricomycetes, Russulales, Bondarzewiaceae. The transcript has 2 exons. Bases 1 to 306 code for a protein of 101 amino acids.